AUGCAUCCACAAUAUGAGUGGUUCAAAUCUGAAACUGAGUUGUCUGUGAAUAAAAUCACCGGGAAAGGACCAGUCUUCUCCGUGUCACGCUCUAUAAUUUCUAGACUUAUGUCAGUCACGAAAAAAAUCCAUCAGUUUAUCCAUCCUACAUUACUCAAGUGUAUAUACACAAAGGAAGGGCAGUCUUUCCGUAAAAGGCUAGGUUGA
This is a messenger RNA of Blumeria graminis f. sp. triticale, 207 nucleotides long. The record is from the annotation of a GenBank genome assembly. Lineage: Eukaryota; Fungi; Ascomycota; Leotiomycetes; Helotiales; Erysiphaceae.